This is a messenger RNA of Tremella mesenterica DSM 1558, 333 nucleotides long. RefSeq lists its product as uncharacterized. Gene Ontology annotation, molecular function: RNA binding. Lineage: Eukaryota; Fungi; Basidiomycota; Tremellomycetes; Tremellales; Tremellaceae. Gene Ontology annotation, biological process: mRNA splicing, via spliceosome. The annotation marks the transcript as partial. The record is from RefSeq and is a predicted model, not a curated record. Gene Ontology annotation, cellular component: catalytic step 2 spliceosome; U2 snRNP; precatalytic spliceosome. The transcript is spliced from 3 exons.
AGUACUAUAAAAGAGAUUGAACGUAUAAACCUAAGAGAGUUGGAAUUGGGAGUCAAGGGUUCUUGGCAUGAUGAAUACAAGGACUCCGCCUACGUGUUCAUAGGUGGCUUGAGUUACGAAAUGACGGAAGGGGAUGUAAUCAUAGUUUUCUCACAAUGGGGCGAAGUGGUAGAUAUAAACCUUCCUCGGGAUAAAGAAACUGGUAAAACGAGAGGUUUUGGGUUCUUGAUGUAUGAAGAUCAGAGGAGUACUGUUUUAGCGGUGGAUAAUAUGAAUGGAGCGCAGAUAUUAGGGAGGACUAUUAGGGUCGACCACUGCAAAAGCUACAAACAA